GACUUCGCUCAGAGCUCCAGCGCAGCUCAGUUGGGUUCGGUGUGGGCGCGGCUGCGGCUACGUAGGCGGACUGCUUGCCUAGCAACUCCAAACUCCAACUCCACGUCCACUCCACCAGAGCUCGUCCAUCGUCUUCUUUCAGCCUGCCCGCCUCUCAUCCGCAAACCACUACAACUCCGACCCCCGCUCAAUCCGCAAUCCCACGGCCUCCCCCACGACGAGUCGUCCUUGUCGCCCUCUCGCACCCUCUUCUCCCCGCCCAAGCGCGCCCAUCCUUCACACUCCAACACCGCCAACAUGUUUAUGGCAAGAUCGGAAUACGACCGGGGGAUCAACACCUUCUCCCCCGAAGGCCGUCUCUUCCAGGUCGAAUACUCCCUCGAGGCCAUCAAGCUCGGCUCUACCGCCAUCGGCGUCGCCACCUCAGAGGGCGUCAUCCUCGGUGUCGAGAAGCGGGUCACCUCGACCCUCCUUGAGACGUCCUCUGUCGAGAAGAUUGUCGAGAUCGACCGCCACAUCGGCUGCGCCAUGUCAGGCCUCCAGGCCGACGCCCGCUCCAUGGUCGAGCACGCCCGUGUCGAAUGCCAGAGCCACGCCUUCAACUACAACGAGAACCUCCGCGUCGAGAGCUGCACCCAGGCCAUCUGCGAUCUUGCCCUGCGCUUCGGCGAGGGUGCUGACGGCGAGGAGACCAUCAUGAGCCGUCCCUUCGGUGUCGCCCUGCUCAUUGCUGGUUUCGACGAGGACGGCCCCCAGCUCUUCCACGCCGAGCCUAGCGGUACCUUUUACCGCUACGAUGCCAAGGCCAUCGGCUCUGGCUCUGAGGGUGCCCAGGCCGAGCUUCAGAACGAGUACCACAAGUCCUUGACUCUCAUCGACGCAGAGACCCUAGUCCUCAAGACGUUGAAGCAGGUUAUGGAGGAAAAGCUAGACUCGAAGAACGUACAGCUGGCGAGCGUGACCAAGGAGAAGGGUUUCAGAAUAUACACAGAUGAGGAGAUGGCCACGGUUGUGGAGCGGCUGCCGGCGAACUGAGCGGAGAAAGGGCUACCAAGAACAAAUAGAGAAACGUCUUUUGAGCUUUGAGAUCAGGGACCGACUACUUGCAAGGGAGACGUACACACAAGGCGUUAUACCCAAGAGGGUUCG
Molecule: messenger RNA, 1149 nt
Organism: Ilyonectria robusta
Lineage: Eukaryota; Fungi; Ascomycota; Sordariomycetes; Hypocreales; Nectriaceae
Product: nucleophile aminohydrolase
Exons: 3
Coding region: 298-1035 (245 amino acids)
Biological process (GO): proteasome-mediated ubiquitin-dependent protein catabolic process
Cellular component (GO): proteasome core complex; proteasome core complex, alpha-subunit complex; nucleus
Source: RefSeq, a predicted model, not a curated record